Messenger RNA from Oreochromis niloticus (Nile tilapia), 3530 nucleotides. RefSeq names its product galanin receptor type 1. Lineage: Eukaryota; Metazoa; Chordata; Actinopteri; Cichliformes; Cichlidae. The coding region runs from base 344 to 1396 and encodes 350 amino acids. Gene Ontology annotation, cellular component: plasma membrane. The transcript is spliced from 3 exons. Gene Ontology annotation, molecular function: galanin receptor activity. The record is from RefSeq and is a predicted model, not a curated record. Gene Ontology annotation, biological process: positive regulation of cytosolic calcium ion concentration; G protein-coupled receptor signaling pathway; negative regulation of adenylate cyclase activity.
AGAAGCAACAGACUGGAUCGGCGCGGUCGGUACGCGCUCGGGUCAGGUGCGCGCCGGGAGAGCGACUCCAAAACGCGCAGCUGCAAAGCUGAUUUAACGCUGCACAAAAACCGAGAUCGCUUUGAAAUAUACACAAAUAUAAUAUAAAAAGCUAAGAGGGGGAUUUACCGAAGUCUUGAUACAAAGACACAGGAGAGCAACAAUACUGUCUGCAGGAACGCUGAUGGAAACGCACCUGACCAUAACCCCUUGCCCAGAAAAUUCCGUGCAAUGAAGCAGCGCAGACCAGCUGCAGGUUCCUUUGCUUACCUUUCAACUUAAUCCGAAGAGCAAAGAAUAAAUCAUGAACUUGACAGACUCUGUUUGGCUCUUGGAAGAGCCCUGGAACCUCAGCCGUGUGGAGGAGGAGGACGAGAAACUUUUAUUCGGGAUCGGCACGGAUAAUUUCAUCACGCUUCUGGUUUUCGGGCUCAUCUUUACGCUCGGCGUGCUGGGCAACUCCAUGGUGAUCACCGUGCUGGCCCGGAGCAAACCGGGAAAACCUCGAAGCACCACCAACAUAUUCAUCCUGAACCUAAGCAUAGCAGACCUGUCUUACCUGCUUUUCUGCAUCCCUUUCCAGUCCACUAUCUACAUGAUGCCCACUUGGGUGCUCGGUGCAUUUAUUUGCAAAUUCAUCCACUAUUUCUUCACUGUUUCAAUGCUGGUCAGCAUCUUCACCCUGUCCGCUAUGUCAGUGGACCGAUACAUUGCCAUCGUUCACUCCAGAAAGUCGUCCUCUAUUCGGGUGGCGAAGCACGCUCUAAUUGGGGUGGUGGUGAUUUGGAUACUCUCCCUGGCGAUGGCUGCGCCUAUCAUGUAUUACCAGAAUAUUUUUAAGAGAGGGGAAAAUCACACCUUUUGCUGGGAAGUGUGGCCGGAUCAGAACCAGAAGAAGAUCUAUGUGGUUUGCACGUUUAUCUUUGGUUAUGUGCUGCCUCUGCUGCUCAUUUCUUUCUGUUAUGCAAAGGUGUUAAAUCACUUGCACAAAAAACUAAGAAAUAUGUCCAAAAAGUCAGAGGCAUCAAAGAAAAAGACUGCUCAGACGGUGCUUGUGGUGGUGGUGGUGUUCUGCCUGUCGUGGCUCCCUCAUCAUGUAGUUCACCUCUGGGUGGAGUUUGGGACCUUCCCGCUAAACCAAGCCUCCUUUGUAUUGCGGGUGGCUGCACACUGCCUGGCGUACAGCAAUUCAUCAGUCAACCCGGUCAUCUACGCCUUCCUGUCGGAGAACUUUAGAAAGGCCUAUAAGCAGGUGUUUAAAUGCCAGAUUGGUACCAGUGACUCCCCGCUUAAUGACAUCAAGGACAUUCGAAGCAAAGCAGAUACGCCGCCCUCAACUAACUGCACAAAUGUUUGACUUACAGCUGCCACACCCAAAGUCAUUGCAAGUCAUCAGAUAUGAGUGGGUGUGCGUUUUUGAUGCAGGUACGUAUGGUCGUUUGGACAUCGCUAAAGCUGUAAUAUUCCACAUAAGCGCUGUUAAUUUCACCUGGACUAGAGGGGAUAAGGCACCAGUGGCUGCAGGACACGAUAACUCCCUCUUUGUGAUUGCUACUGUAUACGUCAUCACUGAUGGAAAAAAAAAAAACUGUCUGAAAUUGAAAAAAGUGAUCCUCCUUCGACAGUGACCUCUCUUAAAAUGCAGACAGUGAGUUUAUUCAAAUCAAUUAAUUUAAAACUCUGCAUGGGGAAAAGAAAAACAAUAUUGGUGCAGGUCCAAUAAGUGGACAUUUUUCAUAAAAAGUAAGAAUUGCAUUAAAAGAAGCAACACAUUUAUACCUGUAAUACAGUCUGUUUUUUUAAAAAAAAAAAAAUACUUGUAGGAUUUUGCAGGAUUUGGAUUAUUCAAUGAGGAAGUAGUAAAGGACCACAAAAUUGAUACAUCUGAUCCAGUUGUUGUUUUGCCAUCUUAUUAGAAGAAGAUGGCAGGUCAUUGUCAGUUUCCUGAUGCUGAUUUUAUUUCUUUAGUGAUGAAAGAGGUAUAGGAUAGCAUGCUAGCCGAGCUAGCUUGAAUCAGCUCGUCUUAGCUAGCCGUUUCUAAAACAGGUGGCUCCUAGCUACAUCCAAAACUAUUUCUACAAAUUACAUGUCAGAAACUAGACACAUUGAAGCCCAGUUUACGUGUUGCUAACUACUUUUAGCUUGGUAUGCUAAUGUUAACUCUGAAAAACUGGACAGUGAAAGCAAAGAAUGGUUUUACCAAGAUAGUAGCAUGAUUAUGGCCCAAUAACUCUAUAAAGCUACUCUUUUGUUUCAUAAAAAGUGUCUAGGAUAUGAAGGUCUUUAAUAGUCCUAAUGUGCUUGUGAAUUCUAGGUAAAUUAGUACUACUUUCAAGUUGAAAACAUGGCUGACUGAGCAACCAAAAAUCCCAUUUUUUAAAAGAUUAGCAAGCAUGACUCACUAAUACCAUGGAAACAUACAAUUUUGUUUCAAGGUAAGUUGAAUGAAAGUUGGCUAAUAUUUAACUCUGUAGUGGAUAACUUUUAUUUAUUUUGUCUGUUGUUACAGACACCAGGUUGAGAAUUAAAACCAGUGCCAAAACUAGUUUACUAGGAAACUAUAGGUGCCUAUAGACUUCAGCAUUGUCUGAACUUGUUUGACAAUGGCUUGGUUGUAAUCCCUGUAGUCCAUGUUUAGAGUUUAAGAGCCUGUUUUGAUUUGAUUGAUCAAAACAAGAAUUGAUUUGAUUUGAACUAGCAAACAUGCUUUAUAAUCAUCUUAAAGCAAAUUUCAUAGGACUACAGACAAUAUCUUUGUGUAAUUGACCUCUGGAGUUUGUGGUCGGUAUCACAGCCAUCUGUUUGUGGGUGGCAAAUAGUCUGCUGUACCUCCCAUUGAGGAAAAAAUAUGAAAGACUGGAACUAAAAGAUUUUUUUGUAGUUUUAAUUGUUUUUCUACAUAUUGAAGUUGUAAUGCAUCACUGUGUGUGUUUUGGGGUUGUUAAAUAAGGUACAUCUUAACUGCACUCUUGACAAGGAUCAUAUACAUGAGUAUUAACUGAGUAACAUUUUUCAAGUAAGCUGUCCAUCACUGCUGAUGGUCCUUCACUGUAGAUUAAAAAUAAAAGACCUACUAUUUAAGUUGCACUCUGCUUGAGAAACCAUGUAUUUUAUAAUAGAUUGGGUUGUAAAUACUAAAAGCUAAAGCUUAUAUUCACAUAUGUCUUUGGAAAUCUUGCUGUACUUGCUUAUGAUGCUACGUAAACAGUUUUCAGAUUGUGUCGUGCUGUAUCAAUCAGCCUGGCUGUUGAAUGUACCGAUGCUUGAUGUGCUUUUCCUGGUAGCCAUCUUUGUAACCAAGAAAACAACAGAACAAUGGAAAUGAAUUAAUUUUAAUGUUGUACAAUAUAUGUGAUGUGCCAAAUCACCAUAUAGCAGCUUUAGCUCAGUGCAACAAAAUCAUUUAAACUACACAAGAUGAGAGCUUUAAAUACAGUACAGCUCGGUAUUCUCUGUAACCACAAAUACUCUGCUUAAGAUUUUAGUCCACA